UUGUUUAUCAUGUGUAUAAUUUAGUGAGAUUCAGAGAGAGAGAGCAGACUCUCCUGAACCCAACUGUGUGUCCAUGAAGAGUGACCGGUCAAUGAACCUUCCUCAAACCUUCAGAAAGGAGGACUGUUCUCCUGAACUGAGUAUCAGGUGUAAUCUGAAGGAGGAGAUGAGCUCCAAAAUGAGUGUCUCUGGGGAACAGGACACACAGGAAGCUGAGAGACUGUUUCAGGGUAAGAGAUCUGACUCACCUGAACCCAGCUGUGUGUCCAUGAAGAGUGACCAGUCAAUAGACCAUCCACUAAACUUCAGAAAGGAGGACUGUUCUCCUGAACCCAGCUGUGUGUCCAUGAAGAGUGAUCAGUCAAUGGACAUUCCAUUAAACUUCAGAAAGGAGGACUGUUCUCCUGAACCCAGCUCUGUGUCUAUUAAGAGUGACCAGUCAAUAGACGUUCCAUUAAACUUAAGAGAGGAGGACUGUUCUCCUGAACCCAGCUGUGUGUCCAUGAAGAGUGAACGGUCAAUGAACCCUCCACUAAACUUCAGAAAGGAGGACUGUUCUCCUGAACCCAGCUGUGUGUCCAUGAAGAGUGACCAGUCAAUAGACCAUCCAGUAAACUUCAGAAAGGAGGACUGUUCUCCUGAACCCAGCUGUGUGUCUAUUAAGAGUGACCAGUCAAUAGACGUUCCAUUAAACUUAAGAGAGGAGGACUGUUCUCCUGAACCCAGCUGUGUGUCCAUGAAGAGUGACCGGUCAAUAGAACCUCCACCAUCCCUCAGAAAGGAGGACUGCUCUCCUGAACCCAGCUGUGUGUCCAUGAAGAGUGACCAGUCAAUAGACCAUCCACUAAACUUCAGAAAGGAGGACUGUUCUCCUGAACCCAGCUGUGUGUCCAUGAAGAGUGAUCAGUCAAUGGACAUUCCAUUAAACUUCAGAAAGGAGGACUGUUCUCCUGAACCCAGCUGUGUGUCCAUGAAGAGUGACCAGUCAAUAGACCAUCCACUAAACUUCAGAAAGGAGGACUGUUCUCCUGAACCCAGCUGUGUGUCCAUGAAGAGUGAUCAGUCAAUGGACAUUCCAUUAAACUUCAGAAAGGAGGACUGUUCUCCUGAACCCAGCUGUGUGUCUAUUAAGAGUGACCAGUCAAUAGACGUUCCAUUAAACUUAAGAGAGGAGGACUGUUCUCCUGAACCCAGCUGUGUGUCCAUGAAGAGUGACCGGUCAAUAGAACCUCCACCAACCCUCAGAAAGGAGGACUGCUCUCCUGAACCCAGCUGUGUGUCCAUGAAGAGUGACUGGUCAAUGAACCCUCCACUAAACUUCAGAAAGGAGGACUGCUCUCCUGAACUGAGAGUCAAGCAGAAGGCAUCAGACACUAGCAGAAGGAAUAUGGAGGUCAUACUCAAGGAGCUGGAGCAGAAAGUCAUCUCUCUGGUAAAGAAGCAGCUGAAGAGGUUUGAGAAGAUCCUGAAGAGUCUGGAUUACCCAGCAUGCUCUGGGAGAGAGGAGGAGGAGGAGGAGGAGGAGGAGGAUCAGAGCGCUGUCAGAGAGGGAGCACUGAAGAUCACACUGCACGUCCUGAAGAACAUGAACCAGACAGACCUCGCUGACACACUGCAGACCAAACUGACUCCAUCGUGUCACCAAAAGAUGAAAUCUUCUCUGAAGGAAAAUUUUCAGAAAAUCAACGAAGGAAUCUCAGAUCCUGGAACCUCAACCCUUCUGAAUGAGAUCUACACAGAGCUGUACAUCACAGAGAGAGGGAGUGGAGAGGUCAAUAAUGAACAUGAGGUCAGACAGAUUGAAGCAGCAUCCAGGAGACCAGCAACACAGGAGAUACCCAUCAAAUGUAACGACCUCUUUAAAGACCAGUCCAUCAGAACUGUGCUGACUAAAGGAGUUGCUGGAAUUGGAAAAACAGUCUCUGUGCAGAAGUUUAUUCUGGACUGGGCUGAAGAAGAAGCCAAUCAGGAUGUUCUCUUCAUAUUUCCACUUCCUUUUAGAGAGCUGAAUCUGAUGAAGACUGAAACACUCAGUCUGGUGGAUCUUCUUCAUAAUUUUUUUAAAGAUACAAAAGAAUUAAAACCAGAAGACUAUCAUCAAUACAAAAUCAUGUUCAUCUUUGAUGGUCUGGAUGAAUGUCAACUUCCUCUAGAUUUCCAGAACAAUGAGAGAGUAUCUGAUGUAACACAGUCAGCCUCAGUGGAUGUUCUGCUGACAAACCUCAUCCAGGGGAACCUGCUUCCCUCUGCUCUCCUAUGGAUAACUACUCGACCAGCAGCAGCCAAUCAGAUUCCUCCUGACUGUAUUGAUCAGGUAACAGAGGUACGAGGGUUCAGUGACCCUCAGAAAGAGGAAUACUUUAGGAAAAGGAUCAGUGAUCAGAGCCUUGCUGAAAGAAUCAUUACACACAUGAAGUCCUCCAGAAGCCUCUACAUCAUGUGCCACAUCCCAGUCUUCUGCUGGAUUGCAGCCACUGUUCUAGAGAGGAUGUUGGGUGAAGCAGAGGGAGGAGAGAUCCCCAAGACUCUGACUCAAAUGUUCACACACUUCCUUAUCUUUCAGAUCAAACACCGCAGCCAGAAGUACCAAAGAAAAAGAGACGCUGAUCUUGACCAGACUAGAGAGAUUAUAAUGGCUCUGGGAAAACUGGCUUUCAAACAGCUGGAGAAAGGAAACCUGAUCUUCUAUGAGGAAGACCUGAGAGAGUGCGGAAUUGAUGUCGGAGAAGUGACCGUGUACUCAGGAGUGUGCACCCAGAUCUUCAGACAGGAGUUUGGGCUGCACCUGGGGAAAGUUUUCAGCUUUGUGCAUCUGAGUGUUCAGGAGUUUCUGGCUGCUUUAUAUGCAUUUCUGUCCUUCAUCUCCAACAACAAAAAACACAGUGGAUUAUUUGAUUUCUCCAAAAAGGAAACAGUGUCUGACUUCCUGAAGAGAGCAGUGAACAAGGCCUUACGUAGUGAGAACGGACAUCUGGACCUUUUCCUCCGCUUCCUUCUGGGUCUCUCACUGGAGUCGAAUCAGACUCUCUUACGAGGUCUUCUGACCCAGACAGAGAACAUCUCUCACAGCAAACAGGAAGUAGUGGAGCACAUCAAGCAGAAGAUCAGGGAGAAUCCCGCUCCAGAGAAAACUAUCAGUCUGUUCCACUGUCUGAAUGAACUGAAUGAUCAUUCUCUAGUGCAGGAAGUCCAAACAUACCUGAACAGUGGAGGUUUCAGGGGUCUGAGUGGAGUUAAGCUCUCUCCUGCUCAGUGGUCGGCUGUGGCAUUUGUACUGCUAAAUUCAGCAGAGGAGCUGGAUGAGUUUGACCUGAGGAAAUAUGGUGGGUCAGAGGAAUGUCUUCUGAGGUUGAUGCCAGUGAUCAAAGAAUCCAGAAGAGCUGAGCUGGCUGGGUGUAAUCUAUCACAGAAAAGCUGUGCAGCUCUGGCCUCAGCUCUCAGCUCAAACUCCUCAACUCUGAGAGAACUGAACCUGAGUAAUAAUAACCUGCAGGAAUCAGGAGUGAAGCUGCUCUCUGCUGGACUGAAGAAUCCACAAUGUAAACUGGAGAAACUGGAGCUGUCUGGGUGUAAUCUAUCUGUGGAAAGGGGUGCAGUUCUGGCCUCAGCUCUCAGCUCAAACUUCUCAACUCUGAGAGAUCUGAACCUGGGUAAUAAUGAACUGGAGGAUUCAGGAGUGAAGCUGCUCUCUGCUGGACUGAAGAGUUCACACUGUAAACUGGAGAAACUGGAGCUGUGGGAGUGUAAUCUAUCAGAGAAAUGCUGUGCAGUUCUGUCCUCAGCUCUCAGCUCAAACUCCUCAACUCUAAGAGAUCUAAACCUGAGUUUUAAUGAACUGCAUAAUUCAGGAGUGAAGCUUCUCUCUGCUGGACUGGAGAAUCCAAACUGUAAACUGGAGACACUGGAGCUGGUUGAGUGUAAUCUAUCAGCGAAAAGCUGUGCAGUUCUUGCCUCAGCUCUCAGCUCAAACUCCUCAACUCUGAGAGAUCUGAUCCUGAAUUAUAAUAAUCUGCAGGACUCAGGAUUGAAGCUGCUCUCUGCCGGACUGCAGAAUCCACACUGUAAACUGGAGAAACUGGAGCUGGUUGGGUGUAAUAUAUCAGAGAAAAGCUGUGCAGCUCUGGCCUCAGCUCUCAGCUCAAACUCCUCAACUCUGAGAGAUCUGAACCUGAGUAAUAAUAAACUGCAUAAUUCAGGAGUGAAGCUGCUCUCUGCUGGACUGGAGAAUCCACACUGUAAACUGGAGAAACUGGAGCUGAUUAACUGUAGUAUUACAGGAGAAGGCUGUGCUGCUUUAGCUUCAGCUCUGAUAUCAAAGCCCUCAUACCUGAGAGAACUGGAUCUGAGAGACAAUAAGCCAGGAGAGUCAGGAGAGAAGCUUCUCUCUGAUUUACAGAAGGAUCCACACUUUACACUGGAGAUACUACACUUCUAAUCACAGGACUGUCAUGCUCUUAUCGACCACUAGAGACACUUUACCAGUGGGUCCAUCUCCAGUAUCCUGUGCAUCACCACUAUCUGUGAAUCUUCCUGUUUUCUAACAGUCAGCAGUAUAAUGUUUCUGGGAGUAAUAAACUGCUUUUAUCAUAUUUACUACAGUUAAACAUUCAGUGCACACCAUGUCAGUAACUGUAGACUAUAGUUAUUGCAUAAAUAACCAUAAUCCUUAUGUUGUUAUGCUGCCAUAGUUUUGCUAUUGUAGUGUAUAGUUAUAGCCAUAUAUAUUAUUAUGUGGUGAACUGUAGCUUUAGCACAGUUUGAAAUAUUGGUGCACCUUGUGUUAAAUAUGCAUAAUUACAUAUUAAUUAUUACUAAUCUUAAACAUUACUGUGUCUGUUUAGCUGUUCAAAGUAAAUAUAUUUAUUGUAAAGUUAACCAUUAUUAUCUCUUUUACCUCUAGGAUGCUUUUUGGUAACUAUAUUGAUAACAUUCACAAUUUGAACACAGUGACACGGCACUUUUUGCUAGUUUAUUAUGGCAUCAUAUGGUGUGAUUGUUAUUCUUAGUUCUUAAUUUCUAAAAUAACAUUACUAAUAAUUACUGCUGUUCUAAUAAUGAUAAUUAAUACACUGUGAACAAUGGAGCUGUUUAUAUAUUUGAAAGAUCUGUUCAGUGUUUAAUGCUGUUAAACAUGUUUCAUUUUAAUUUAAUUAUUCAUUAUAUUACUUAUUUAUUUAACAUUUUUUAUUCAAAUUAAACAAUUCUACCAUCAAUGAUUGUUAAAAACAGCGUCGAGAAUGUUCAGUUGUGGUUUAAUAACAUUUACUUUUAAUAUGUCAGUGUGAAAAGAUUUUAUUCAUACAAGUUAUUUCGGAGUAUUUCUAUUCAUCCAUCAGGAUAUUCUAAUUCAUUUUGACAUCAAAUAAUAAAUAUUAGAGGUGGGCAAUA
This is a messenger RNA of Astyanax mexicanus (Mexican tetra), 5388 nucleotides long. RefSeq names its product NACHT, LRR and PYD domains-containing protein 3-like. The transcript is spliced from 13 exons. NCBI's taxonomy places the organism in Eukaryota, Metazoa, Chordata, Actinopteri, Characiformes, Acestrorhamphidae. Gene Ontology annotation, molecular function: protein binding. The record is from RefSeq and is a predicted model, not a curated record. Bases 74 to 4435 code for a protein of 1453 amino acids.